AUGCCGUCCGCCGGUCUCCAGAUCUUCGGGGUCUUCCUGGCCUCCGUGGGCUUCCUGGGCGACAUCAUCACCUGCGCUCUGCCCAUGUGGAAGGUGUCGGCCUUCAUCGGGAACAACAUCGUGACGGCUCAGACCUUCUGGGAAGGACUGUGGAUGAACUGCGUGAAGCAGAGCACCGGGCAGAUGCAGUGUAAGGUCUACGACUCCAUGCUGGCCCUUCCUCGGGACCUGCAGGCCGCCCGGGCCCUGGUGGUCAUCUCCAUCCUGGUGGUGGUGGUGGGGCUGCUGCUGGCCUUCGCUGGAGGGAAGUGCACCAACUGUAUUGAAGAUGGGAUGGCCAAGAGCAGAGUGGCCAUGGUGGCCGGGGUCUUCCUGCUGGUGGGAGGAGUUCUGUGCCUGAUCCCCGUGUCCUGGUCUGCGCACGAGGUCAUCAGGAACUUCUACAACCCCAUCCUUGGUGACGCUCAGAGGAGGGAGCUGGGCGCCUGCUUGUUCAUCGGCUGGGGCUCGGCGGGACUCCUGCUGAUCGGAGGAGCUCUCCUCUGCUGUCAGUGCCGGCAGCACAAGGACGACAGAUACUCCGUCAAGUACUCGGCUCCGCGCUCGGCGCCCAGCGAGAGGGCUUACGUCUGA
Molecule: messenger RNA, 633 nt
Organism: Synchiropus splendidus (mandarinfish)
Lineage: Eukaryota; Metazoa; Chordata; Actinopteri; Syngnathiformes; Callionymidae
Product: claudin-like protein ZF-A89
Exons: 1
Coding region: 1-633 (210 amino acids)
Biological process (GO): cell adhesion; bicellular tight junction assembly
Cellular component (GO): plasma membrane; bicellular tight junction
Molecular function (GO): structural molecule activity
Source: RefSeq, a predicted model, not a curated record